AGCACUAAAUAUCGUUGACUAUCACGUAUACUCGGAUUAUUCAUGUGUGUCUAUCGGAAACUUAUUCAAACUGUGUCAGCGGUCAUUACACAUUCAUCCAAUUUAUUUUGGAAAGAUUUGAAAGGAUCCUAGUAUUUUACAAUGAAGUUUGAGGUCACUGUAUAUAUAAAACGACUUCUGAGUAUCGCCAAGUCACCACCAGGUAUUGUCUUUAUACUAUGUGUGUAUACUUUCACGAGUGCUGCUGUUUACAUGAACAUUGAAGAUCAUAGAAGAAAUAGCAACGAAAAUCAAUGUGAGGAAGAUAAUACGUUGAAUUACUGGGAAACGCUUUUCUUCUUUGUUGCAAUGAUAACAACAAUAGGAUAUGGUCAUAUUACUCCUCAUACUAUACCAGGAAAAGUAUUUGUUAUGACCUAUUCAGCAAUAGGCAUACCACUAACUGCUCUAAUCAUUACCGACUUUGGCAAGAGACUAUCCACCUUUGUCACACGUGUGUGUCUUCUUAUGCGGAAUCGAUCCCAGGAGCGAAUUGCACGAAAAAGACGCAGUUUACAAAAAGAUGACAAAAUGAAUAUCUUAAUGGAAACCGAAACAUAUGAAAAUACAGUGUUGAAAGAUUAUGAGGGAUCCAUUAUUCCUCUUAUAAUAUCAAUGGCGGUUUUAGUAGUUUAUAUUCUAAUGGGAAGCGUAAUCUAUUCGUCUUUUACAAACGUGAGCUACGUUGAUGCUGUAUAUAUGGUAUUUUCAUUACUUAGUACCAUUGGUGCCCGUACAACUCUACCAUCUGAUAGUACAUAUUAUAUUGGAUCGGUCAUCUAUAUUCUUAUUGGAUUGACAAUAUUGUCGAUGUGUGUUUAUGCGGCACUCCAAUACAAUAAUGUGAAAUCUCAAUCUACUGAACAUUUAGAACGAAAAGAAAAUAAUGCAAAUGUUGAGCAGUAUCAAAAUUAAAAUAUGUUUUAAAUCAA
This is a messenger RNA of Mytilus trossulus (common blue mussel), 971 nucleotides long. RefSeq names its product TWiK family of potassium channels protein 7-like. Gene Ontology annotation, biological process: potassium ion transmembrane transport; stabilization of membrane potential. Gene Ontology annotation, molecular function: potassium ion leak channel activity; outward rectifier potassium channel activity. Lineage: Eukaryota; Metazoa; Mollusca; Bivalvia; Mytilida; Mytilidae. The record is from RefSeq and is a predicted model, not a curated record. The transcript is spliced from 2 exons. Bases 142 to 954 code for a protein of 270 amino acids. Gene Ontology annotation, cellular component: plasma membrane.